Molecule: messenger RNA, 2524 nt
Organism: Ooceraea biroi (clonal raider ant)
Lineage: Eukaryota; Metazoa; Arthropoda; Insecta; Hymenoptera; Formicidae
Source: RefSeq, a predicted model, not a curated record
CUGGUACAGCAUUCGCAGGGUCGUCGACUCGAUGUACGUGGAUCGAUGGCUCUGCGGGCGAUCGGAAGUUAUCAAGCGGAAAACGGCGAAUCAGCAAGACGGCACACAAGCGAGCGGGACGACGGUCCGCGCACUGCGACCGAGAAACACCAAGUGCGUGGCGAUUGGCCGCGUUGCUCGGCGCGCUCGCCGCUCACCCGCGCCUUGCCACAUCCCAGCAGGUUGCAGGAACGAGACGCUGCUCCCCAGCUCGAGGAUGAAUCUGCGCCUGUACGCGCCAGGCUUCGAACGUUUCGCUAGCUGGUCCGUGAAGAGGCAAAUAGAAUCCGUGAUGCGACGAUGUAACGACGCGAUGGCUGCAAUACGCUCGUGCUCAGGAGAUAGGAUGAUCUACUUCAAAUUUCGGAAGACAAAGGAACUAAUGCAGGAGAGAUACAUUCAAACAGCGACCUUGCGGAAGUGUACUUGUUGACAUUGGCCAAGAGUUCCAAAUCGGAUAGCCAGAUGCUCGCCAAGUUUCUUACGACGAUUAAAUUCUCUCUAUAAAUAAAACAAGCGUUAGUUCCGUAUUGAUAAGAUCGACCUGUGUUUUUCGGAUAUUAUCUCGAAAAGUGAUCUAAGAUAUCUUUGUAGGAAAAUUAUAAUAUAUAUAAACUAAGAAAUAUAAUUAUAAAAAUAUAUAGGUAUAUGAUAAGGAAAGAGUAAUAAUUUGGAUAAUUUAUGAUAAAGAUCGCAUACGAGUGUACAAAGUCGUGUAUGUGUAUAUACACGACACAAUUUUUAUUGAUAUAUCUGUAUCAAUAUAUUUUUAUAACAAUAAUGAUAUAAAAUAUAAAAAUGUGUAAAUAAUAUAUGUACAAUAAAACGAGAUAAAAAAUUGAGCUCAGCGGAAUAUUUAAUUAUGCCGAUUGAUUGCUCAUUUUUGAACAACCUGAGCAACCUUUGCUCGCGCUCGCAAUACAUCUCAUCAAAUCAAGGAUAAACUUACAUCUAUUUAUCAUUCAUUUAUCUAUUCAUUUCCACUGGUAUCAAAAAAUUCUAUCGCGUUAUAUCAUAUCGAGCAAAACCUGCGCUUUGCAUUGCAUUUUAUUUAUCCGUGUAAGAAUUACAUAAAGAAACAAAUGAAGUUUUUCUUAAAGCAUUAAGCUUUUUAAUCAAGUAAUUCAUAUUAAUUAUAUGUAGAAUCAUUCCGCAUCAGAGAUGCAAGCUAAUCCACAUCACAAAAAGAAUAUUAUCUUAUGUAUAAAGGUAUAGAGAGAUUAACAAUUUCAAUUAUAUAUAUUCAAUUUCUUUUAUAUAUAUAAAAAUCUAUAUAUAUUCAAAUUGUUAAUCUCUAUAUACGUGCUGAUUAUGAAAAUAGUCUAAGUCAAAAUUCUAAAAAAAUUGAAUUUAUCACUUAUUUUAUAUUAUCGAUUUACAUUACAAUUGUAGUAUUGAUUUAUAUUACAAUAACAUAGAAGCAUUUUGAUUUACUUAGACCACUUUCAUAAUUACCGGCACAUUAAGAUUCCUCUAAACUUAUAUAUUGUAUAGCAAUGAGAUCAAUUCAAGCCCUCAGUAAUACGAUAAUCCGAGAUUUAAAAUCGAGCACGUUAAAACAUUGAUAGAGUUAAAAAUGCACAAAAAUUAAAACAUGUAAAAAAACUUAUAAGAUAUAAAAAGUAUAUGUUAUUCAUAACAUAGGAUACGUUUUUCAACUCUAAACUGCAACUGAGAGUUCGAUAAAACUUUUCUCGUAGAAUUCGUUUUCCAUGUUCGUCCCAUGUUUUGAGCAUUAACAUAAAUAUAUCUAGUAAAACAUAUGUAACCACAAUCUUGAUCACAAUGAAGCUUUGAUGGUAAGCUUUAAAAAUAAUGAUAUAACGAUGUCACAGAUAUAUCCACACUUUUAAACUAAGUAUGUAUAAUUUGGUAAAGCUUGCGCUCAUAUAAGCUUCUAAGUUCAAGUUCACAUAAUAACGUAACUCUGAAUGUCUUACAUAUGUAUAAGGCACAUGAAUUACGCGUAAUCAAAUUUUACAACGUUUUACAACCGCAAUUUGCGAGGGCUAUUACAUAUAUUGAUAUUAUAUGUACAUACAUACAUGUAUGAAACAUGGCAACUAUUUGACUGGAUGGAUCUAUCAAAAUUUGUGAACUGUCAUGUUCAUCAGUCUUACUUUUUCUAAAUUCUUGAUACAACACUGGGAAGAAUAAUACGAAAAGCACUUUCGUAUCAUUAUUUUCUGUAUCGAAAAUACUUAACAUUUUCGAUACAAAAAACUACUACCGUUGUAUCUAUGAAUAUUAUCUGUUUCCAACAAUAUUCCUGGCCAUAUUACAUAUAUUCUAUGUUUGAUAACACGAUUGAUUUUAAACAAUGUUAUAUUUAUUCAUUGCGAAUUUUAUAGUCAAUAUAAAUGUCGGAUUUAUUUCUUUUGAAAUUCUAAUUAUAAGAUCCACUAAAAUAUUAUCAAUUAUAAUUAUAAGAAAUGUAUUUAAUAAGUGCGUUAAUAAAAUCAUGAUAGUCUUAAUUAAGAAAGAA